GAAGGUAUUUGGUGAAGAUCUCAUGUGAAAAGAGGGAUGCCAGUGAAAGAUGACUAGAAGCUGCAGGUGUAUGAACAAGUGAUUGAUGAAGGGUGAACAGGUGGCACUUUGCAACACCAGGGCAAAGGAAGGAGGCUUAAUUUGGCAUUGGUAUAAUCACCAUUGCUAUAUUUCCCCUUAAUGGUGUGAAGUGUUGCUAAGAAUCUAAGCCACAGAAUAAAACACGAUAAAUGUUAUAAAUACUGAAUAAUGUUAAAUAUAUAUAUUAUCUCUCUGUGCAUUGCAAAAACAAAUGUUCCUGCUCCCUGGUGAUAAUCUGUGACAUCUUGGAUUAUUGUUUUGCACUAUUUCACCCAAUAGUUUUAAAUGAAUGUAAAGUCAGAUGGGAUUGGCACCAGCAACCCUCAUGCAGAGGGUGAAGUAGAACAUGAGUUCCAGUUGUAGUAGUCCUGUCCGUCCACGGGCAGGCGCUGUUUAAGGCUGUGAUGUUCUGACAGCGCAGUUGCAGUUAUCAGAUUGACGGGGAGAGAAUGACUUUGGGGGCGAACGAGUAAUCGGUGUUACUAUCAGGAUCAGGAGGAGUAUCACACUGCUGCAACUCUCCAUACACAGAGCCUGAGGCUGCAGACCUGACUGCCCUGAACAACCAGCUCACUGUGUGGUGAGCUGGUGUUAAAUAGAGAAGUGCAAAGUAAUAAUAACUCUUCUGUUUGUAUGCUGGACAGAUUUAACCAGACCAAAGUGCCUGCAGAUGGCCACUGCCAUCUCUGUAGCUACUGAUAAACGUGUCCAAACUAACCGCAGUCAUCAAAGUGCAACAUACAAACUUGACCUUGUCAAGUCACAUUAUUCACUAAUACUACUGUAUUUGUAUUGGCCUGUAUGUCUGAGAGAUUGUUUGAACCCUUAAGAAAGCUUGUAGUAACAUCAUUACUGAGCACAUUUCAUCAUAUUUCAAACAUUGCACUGCAGAUAAAAAACAUUUGGCUUCCUCUACUUUGUUAUAUUGCUGAGGAUUUCAUCAUUUGGUUUUCAGGUUAGAUUAUGCCUUUUUAUGCUUUUGAAGUGAAAGCUCACUUGGUAAACUCAGAAGAGAGAUGUUCUUUCUGGUAUGUAAAAGCCAACGAUAGUUCUCUGAUGCACCAUGGAAAGUGAAAAGUGAGUGGCUUUGUUACAGUCUGCAGCCUCACCAUUAGAUGUCACUAAUUCUUACACACUUGACUUUUAAGGUGUUCAUGAUAAUUAGGACUGUUGACUGUGACUCCUGACAUACAGUACAGUAUCUGCAGCUGGCAGAAGAAGUUGCAGAUAAUGUCUGAAGUGGUUUUGUGAUUUGUUCAUUUAUUUAUCGUGAAUAUUUGCUUUUUCACAAAUACAGCCACCAGUUUUUGCACCCAGUAAUAAUCAAAUGAGUAGAUUAACAUUAUACAUUUGCAGUCUUUUUCUGAGUAUUUUGUCAGCAAUGUAGAAAAUAGGUGCUGCUAUAUUUGUAUUUGAAUGUUUUACUACCGUAGUACAAGUGUGAUAGCCUAUGUAAUAGAUUGCAAUUGAAUCAGCAAACUACUUUUAUUUAACUCUGUAUUAGAUUGAUGAUCAGUGGCUGGAGGUUAACUAAUUGUUUCAUAUUCCACUUAGACCAUACCAUAAACCAUCUGCUCUCAGUUGCUUCUGGGUAAUGUUUUGUACUUCUCUCUGUGAGGGGCCCAGAGCAGCUGUUUAUUCCCUUUAUCUCAUCUGGUGAGUUCUCUGGCAUCUUGACGAGCAGGUGCACGCGUCUGAGAUAUUUGUUCCAAUUAAGAGCAACGCGGUUUUGUUGUGAUGAGGACGUGAAUAAACCAAAAUCAUCCGAGCAGACAUCGUUACACGGCUUCCAGAAAUCGUUAUUUGGUUUAUUAAACACAUAUUAAUCAUUUGCAGCCUCUCGAACGCUUGUUUCCUCUGUGCGCCUCUCAGCGUAGUCCCGCCUCCAGUGCGCACAGGACCUGACGCGCCUUUAAGCGCCGCUGUCAGUUGGAGCAGUUUGGAAAAUGCUGGACACACAUGGGCUGUUCAUUGUAUAGAGGUUCAUCAUUUCCCCCAAAGGAUGACUGCGACCAGUUGUGAUUCUUUAGAGGACUUGCAAACAUCCGGUGCAGAGAUGCUGAGCUCCAACGUCUCCAAGUCAUUGCGCGAAGAAAAUGUCACCAAGAAUUCCAGUUGUGGAUCUGUAUCAGUGGGUUUUCCUAUCACCAUGAUGGUUACUGGCAUGGUGGGGAACUCUCUGGCUCUUGUCCUGGUGUACAUCUCUUACAUAAAGAAGGAAAAUAAACGGAAACGCUCGUUCUUGCUUUGCAUUGGAUCGCUGGCGCUGACUGACUUGUUUGGGCAGCUUUUGACGAGUCCAAUAGUGAUCUCAGUUUACAGAGCGGAUCUGAACUGGGAGCGCAUCGACUCGUCGGGGAAGCUGUGCGCUUUUUUCGGUGCGUGCAUGACAACUUUUGGACUGUGCGCGCUCUUCUUGGCCAGUGCCAUGGCGAUUGAACGGGCCAUGGCGAUAACAAACCCCCACUGGUACUCCAGUCACAUGAAGACGAGUGUCACAAAGCAGACUUUGGCUGCCAUAUGGUUUCUGGUGCUGCUCUUUGCGCUGCUGCCUAUCGCAGGCGUCGGGAAGUACACGCGGCAGUGGCCUGGCACCUGGUGCUUCAUCAGCACGGGGGACAGAGAAGUCCCGGGAAAUAUGUUUUUCGCCAUUACUUUCGCUGUACUUGGGAUUUUCUCUCUUCUUGUGACACUUUCCUGCAACGUCGUGACGAUCCGGGGUUUAAUUGUCCGAUGUAAAACAAAGACUGGCGCAUCUCAGUCCUCGAAACAGUGGGAGCGACUCACCACAGAGACCGUCAUUCAGUUGUUGGGGAUUAUGUGCGUCUUGCUUGUAUGCUGGUCUCCUUUGCUGGUGCUGAUGCUGAGGAUGAUCUCCACCCAAGUGUCCUCACAUGAGUGCAGUACAACCACAGGGAUGUCCAGUGAAAGCUCCAGCAGCCGCGAUGUCCAUUUAGACUGCAAUUUCUUUCUGACGGCGAUCCGUCUGGCCUCCCUCAACCAGAUCCUUGACCCCUGGAUCUACCUGCUCCUCAGGGAAAUCCUCUUCCGUAAGUUCUGCAUUGUAGCUAAUGCCGUGUCCAACUGCUCCUUGGAGAAUCAGAAGGAGAAUCCGAAUGCACUGGAUGCUCUUAACAAGCAGAGCCAAGACAGCAAUAAUCUCCAUAAAACACAAAGUGGCUGAGGUGACCACUGAUGGGAAUGGCUAUCUUGCGACCUUGAAUACAAUGACAGAUUGGACGGAUGGGGAAAAAUGGAGGCAGGGUUGUCUUGGAAGUGUCAAAAAACUGGGAAUGGGUUUCAUUACAGAGGAGGAUAUUAGGAGGACACAUGUAGUGCCAGUGGCAUUCUUAAAGAGAACAGCCUAAUCUGAUUUGAGUGUAUUUGUUUUGCUUAAAACACAUUCCAGUCAAAGUCACCCAGCAGCAUGUAGACGCAUGACUGUGUCACUUCUUGCAUUUGGCCACAGCGUGGCUACCAGGAACUGUCUUAUCUUUACUCUCUUUUGUUAUCACGACCUUUCCAGGUGCGACAAUUGAAUGUGGGUGACUCUAAACUGACUUAUAUGGAAGUGGUGCAUCUCAUGGGGUUUGUGAUCAUUACUUUCAUCAACUUGAAGCCAUUGAAGACAAUUUUUAUUGUCUGUUUAUUGAAAAAAAAACAUGAAACUGUAGAUUGCUUGCAUUGACUUGUAAAUAGCUUUUGCCAUAACUUACAUAAAAUGUAACCACUUUGUUUAAAAAAAGAUCUCUGGUCAUUCAGAAGAAAAUGCACAUCCUAAACUGGAGCCAAUCGUUGAUUGUAUGACUAUUUAUUAGAAUGCUGUUGUAAUAUGUUGGCGAUGGUAACUGUUGGGAAUCAGCUGUUGUAAAAUGUUAUAAUACACUGUAAAUUGUGUUCCUAGGCAACGAGCCAGGGACUGUGAAAUGUGAAGCUUUUACUGUCACCACUGUGUAUUAAAAGCAUUCAUGAUCUGUAAUGUGAACUGACAAGGGUGCCGAAUUUCACCAGCCAAAUCCUUUUUUGAAAGAAGAAAAAAAAAGAUAAUUGGUCCAGUCUCAUGACCAGUAACGUUAAUGUAGAAACAGGGGUGCCCUUUGUGUCCGAUGAAAAAUACUGAGGGCCAUGUCUAGAAUGUCUCGUACACAAAAUGUAAACGAUCGAGAAGUGUUUAUCGCAUGUUUUAAAACUACUCGUACAAAAGCCACGCACAUAAUUUGUUAUGGUUUUACAAAUGUACAGCCAGCUUUAUAGUCACAUUAGAAUAAAGGGUCGAUGCUGCAGCUACAGUAGAUUUUCUUGGGUAAUCCAUCAUUGUACUUUUGUUUUCCUCAUCUGAAAAAUAUUGUCUUUGUAGCUCAUUUCCUUUAAUGUGCACUGUGCAAUUUCUCUGAGUGCUCACAUGACAUCAUGGCACCUUUUAAAUGAGGCAGUUUGCCCGGAGCCGACUAAAUAUAAUUGUUGAGCAGCACCCAGGAUGUGUUGCUUUUAUGAUCUACUUUUGCCUUGAGUUGACCGUCUUCAAAGACACGUAAAAACACAUUUUGCUCUCAAGCUAUGGUGCAAUUUUGUAUCAUCACCAACCGACGACUCUGCCUUCUCUGUGCAGCCACCGAGGGCUUGCACACUCUGCCUUGCCUGGUCUUGCCUUUCAGUGUGAGAACAUAAUCUGAAGUGAUAAUGAUUUGAUCGGAGAAUGUCAAAUGGAAAAGCCUGGUGGAAGGGGGACAUUUUCUCUAAUCUACGAAUCUGUUCAUUUGCCAGCAGAGUGGACUUUAUCUCGUAUUGAUUGUAAAGCCAGUCUGCCUUAGAAGCACACCUUGAUAGGUGAGCUAAAAACAACAACAGAGGGAAACAACCAUUUUAGUUGCACAGAGAAGAUCUUUUUUUUUCUUCCAUAAGUCAUGAUUAUUUUGGAGGCCCGUGUCUCAUUUGAAUAUGGUAUUUUGUUUGGGAAACAUAUGCAGUGCUUCAUUUUCUCUGAUUGUAGGAUGUUAUUCCAGACACAUGCACAUUGUGCUGCAUGUACAGUUGUGACAUCAGGGGCUAAUUCAUGCAUUUUAAGCAGUGAUUGCAUUUAUUCGCACUUUGCUGCAGGACAUGUUGUGUUUACGAUUGAUGCCGCUCACUUGAAUCUGCGGCGCAAUUAUCUCAAUUUUCUUGUCCAGGAGAUUCUGAGAGAGACUCCUGCUUUUCACUGGAGGGACAACUUUUACAUCAAGGAAUAUCCCCUUUGGGAUAAUUGGUCCUAUAUGGGGUUGUGAAUGUUCCAGGGAGUUACAGACCACCCAAGCUCCAUGAUGGAAACGAAGAUGGGCCCAUUGAUAGUGUACACGAUGUUAACAGACAACAUCUUCUGUGACUCUGCAAUACAGUUUACUGUCAUAAAACAUACAUUUUCAUUACAAGGCUACGAGAUGAAAUAUUCUUUUUUUUAACAGUCCAAAGGGUGCAGCGAAGCUUGGCUUAAUUUAGAAAUAGCUCCCUGCUAUAAGAAUGUUGCAUUUUAAUGUGCAUAUUGCAAAUGAGCCACUUUAUGAAAUGAAGAAACCUAUGUUAUUCGAGCUCUUCAUUGCCCAGAUUAUUUGGCCCUCGUGCCUAAUUCUUGUGCUGUGCAGAGGCAUUGUUACUCUCUGAAAACAGACAUGCUGUUUCAUCGUAAAAUGUAAAUAAGAUGUGAGACGCUGUGCUCUACCAACAGAUUCUGGUUUGCUAAAGGCUUUGACAACAUGACAACAAAAUAAACUACAUGAGUGCAAACUGA
Solea senegalensis (Senegalese sole) is the source of this 5845-nucleotide messenger RNA. It is a transcript of the gene ptger3, whose product is annotated as prostaglandin E receptor 3 (subtype EP3). The coding region runs from base 2084 to 3265 and encodes 393 amino acids. Gene Ontology annotation, biological process: negative regulation of gastric acid secretion; phospholipase C-activating G protein-coupled receptor signaling pathway; adenylate cyclase-activating G protein-coupled receptor signaling pathway. The record is from RefSeq and is a predicted model, not a curated record. Gene Ontology annotation, cellular component: plasma membrane. Lineage: Eukaryota; Metazoa; Chordata; Actinopteri; Pleuronectiformes; Soleidae. Gene Ontology annotation, molecular function: prostaglandin E receptor activity. The transcript is spliced from 2 exons.